This is a messenger RNA of Panicum virgatum (switchgrass), 1615 nucleotides long. Its product is annotated as RNA-binding protein P-like. NCBI's taxonomy places the organism in Eukaryota, Viridiplantae, Streptophyta, Magnoliopsida, Poales, Poaceae. Bases 77 to 1327 code for a protein of 416 amino acids. Gene Ontology annotation, molecular function: RNA binding. The transcript is spliced from 2 exons. The record is from RefSeq and is a predicted model, not a curated record.
GUGGCCAGUGAGAGAUUGGCCCUGGGGUGGUCCCACACCGUUUGCCUGCCACCACCUUUCACCGCCGCCGCCGGCGAUGGGGAAGAGGAAGAGGAAGAAGGGCAGAGCCACCACGGGAACCCGCGAGAACCCCGACCUCGCCCCACAUUCCCAGCCCACCACCUCCACGCCCGAGCGCAAGCGCCGGCAACCGCGAGAUCCCGCCCCGGGCGCCGGCUCCGACUCCGAGCCGGACCCCUCGCCACCGUCCUCGCCGGGCUCCGUGCGGCGCCUGAUCGAGCCCUACUCGAGACCCCGCCUCCUCGCCAUCCUGGCGCAGGCGGCCGCGGCCGACCCCGCGCUGCGCGCCCGCCUCGGCGCCGCCGCCGACGCGUCGCCCUCCCACCGCCGGCUCUUCGUCCACGGCCUGCCCCCGCGCGCCGACCCCGCCACGCUCGCGGAGGCGUUCUCCCGCUUCGGGCCACUCGCCGACUGCCACGCCGUCGCGGACCGCGCCACGGGCCGGUGCCGAGGGUACGGCUUCGUGUCCUUCGCCUCCCGCGCCGCCGCCCGCCGCGCGCUCCGGAACGCCCCGCGCGUCGUCGUCGCUGGCUGCCCCGUCUCCGCCCAGUUCGCCUCGGCCGGCCCCGGCCCGUCCGGCGGCGGCGCCGGGCGGCGGGUGUACGUGACCAACGUCGCGCCGGACGCCAGCGCGGAGCGGCUGCGCGCGUUCUUCGCGCGGUUCGGGGAGCUCGACGGCGGGCCGUUCGGGUUCGACGCCGACACCGGGAGCUCCCGCGGGUACGCGCUGUUCGUGUACCGGGCGGCGGCCGGCGCCGCCAAGGCGGUGGAGGAGCCGUACCGCGUGUUCGAGGGGCGCACGCUGCGCUGCCAGCUCGCCAAUGAGCCCGCGCGGAAGGCCAAGGCACCCCCGGCGCCGCCACCGCCGGCGCCGGCGCUGCAGCCGGUGCUUGAUGCCAUCGCGGCCACCGGCGUGGGGGACCUUGCGAAGUACGCGCGGGACCCGGUGCAGGCUGCCGUAUUGCUCGGGCAGAACCCGGCUCUUGCAGCUGCGGCACUGAGCUCGGCAUUGGCGGCUGCAGCGGCAGCUUCAUGGAAUCCAGCGGCACCUGCUGCCGCCCCAAGUCCGGCUGCUGCUUCUGCACCGAUGCCAGUAGCUGUGGCCACAGGAAGACUGGCAGUGGCAGCGGCAGUAGAGCCAUUGCCGGUGAAAUUUGGUGUUGGGUCAAGUGGCGGCGCAGGGCUGCUUGGGCCAUACAUGCCGCCAUUGUCGCCAGUGGUGUCAUCAUCCCCGGGGAGGAAGGGGGCAAUGCUGGGACAGUCAUGAUGUUGAUUUGCAGAGGUGGACAGUUGGACAAAGCAAAUCCCUGUGGCUUCUGUUUUCAAAGCUCUGCCUCCUCUGGGAUACGGAUGCAAAUCUAGCUGUGGUGAUCCUCCCUUCACUGCAUAUAAUUUUGUUGUAUAUAGUGUUUCAUGUUUCACGUUAUUGUACUUCGGAAAUUCUGCCUUCAUGUUUCUGAGCAGAGUAGCUUUUAGUACCUAUGUUAUUCACAAAUCUAACUUGUACUAUCCGGUUUAACAUCCUUGUUCCAUCAUCUGAACUUGAUAUACCUUA